This is a messenger RNA of Mucor velutinosus, 1002 nucleotides long. RefSeq lists its product as uncharacterized. The coding region runs from base 1 to 1002 and encodes 333 amino acids. The transcript is spliced from 8 exons. Lineage: Eukaryota; Fungi; Mucoromycota; Mucoromycetes; Mucorales; Mucoraceae. Gene Ontology annotation, biological process: isoprenoid biosynthetic process. The record is from RefSeq and is a predicted model, not a curated record. Gene Ontology annotation, molecular function: prenyltransferase activity.
AUGUUGUCCUCCAACUCUAUCCAAGAAAGCAGUUUUAUCUCUACUAAAUCAAAGCAAAUUCAAACCAUCCUGCCUUAUGGUAAGCACGAUCCCAAUCAGAUGGAGACGGCUCAAAAAGCACAAGAAGACAUCUUGUUGGAGCCAUUCCAUUAUCUCGUCUCCAAUCCAGGUAAGGAUGUGCGUGCCAAGAUGAUUGAAGCCUUUGAUGCCUGGUUGCAAGUACCCAAGGACGACUUGGUUGUGAUUACUCGAGUCAUUGAAAUGCUGCAUAGUGCUAGUUUGCUCAUUGACGAUGUCGAGGAUGAGUCUGUAUUGCGUCGCGGUGUUCCUGCUGCUCAUCACAUUUACGGUACCCCUCAAACUAUCAAUUGCGCCAACUAUGUCUAUUUUCUAGCACUGAAUGAAAUUGCAAAACUCAACAAGGCCAAUAUGAUCACUAUCUAUACAGAGGAAUUGAUCAACUUGCAUAGAGGCCAAGGAAUGGAGCUUUUUUGGCGUGACACAUUGACUUGUCCUACAGAGCAAGAGUUUCUUGACAUGGUGAAUGACAAAACUGGCGGUCUAUUGAGAUUGGCUGUAAAACUCAUGCAAGAAGCAAGCCAGUCUACCAUUGAUUACACAAGUCUUGUCAACAAGAUUGGCAUCCACUUUCAAGUAAGAGAUGAUUACAUGAAUCUACAAUCAAAGCAGUAUGCUGAUAACAAGGGCUUUUGCGAAGACUUGACCGAAGGAAAAUUCUCGUUCCCUAUCAUUCAUUCAAUCCGUGCUGACCCUACCAAUCGUCAACUGACAAAUAUCUUGAAGCAAAGAAGCAACUCGAUUGAGCUCAAGCAAUUUGCACUGCAAUUGCUGGAAAAGACAAAUACAUUUGCCUAUUGCCGUCGAUUCUUGACCGUUUUGGAAAACGAAGCAAGAGAGGAGAUCAAGUUGCUGGGAGGAAACCGCAUGCUAGAGAAGAUCAUGGAUGCAUUAAGCAUUAGAGAAGAAGAGGAGGAGGCUUAA